This is a messenger RNA of Physella acuta, 5804 nucleotides long. RefSeq names its product mucin-5AC. Gene Ontology annotation, biological process: microtubule-based movement; microtubule depolymerization. Gene Ontology annotation, cellular component: microtubule. The record is from RefSeq and is a predicted model, not a curated record. NCBI's taxonomy places the organism in Eukaryota, Metazoa, Mollusca, Gastropoda, Physidae. Gene Ontology annotation, molecular function: microtubule binding; microtubule motor activity; ATP binding.
UGUAAACAAAAAAAAAUGGUUCUCAUUUCACAUGUUUUAAUUCCCGUUUUUAAAACAAAGCUCUUUAUUUGAUUUGAAGACUCUUUAUGUACACAAUAGCAUUUACAAUCGAAAAUACCACGAAGAAUAUUUCAUUAUUACAAUUUACGACAAUCUAUUGGGAUUUUACCCAAUCAAUAAAAAUUAAAAUGGAUGUGUUGCGUGUUCAAACUUGUUUUGGAUUUUUAAUCUAACAUAUCUAACCACGAUGAAGACCUAAUUUAUAUAGGUUAUCACCAUUUAACCGCUGUGUAAAAUGAGCACCCUUUUGGAUUUUCUAAGGGAAGCACGACUGGAGCAGUUCUAUCCAGCAUUUCGAGCGAAUGGAAUUACUCAGUCGGAGGCUCUUAUUAAUUUGGGAAUGCCAGAAUUUUUCGCUUUAGGCAUCACAGCUAGUGAAGACAAAAGAAGAUUGGUUGAGCUGGUCAAUAUUAUAAAAUCUGUUCACAAUUCUGGUAGCCCAAUAUUUCAGCAGAGAAAUAUGGGAUUUCGACAUAGACAACAGUCUAAUAUUAAUACUUCAGAUGAAACUAGUCAAACUAGGAAUAUGAGAAGUCGACAAGCCACUAGGUCUACAGCCUUCCAAAGCCCACAGACACCCCAGCGUUUAGAACCUUCUAGAGACGUUAUUGUUCAGGACAGAGUUCCCAAUUUCUCUGUUUCAUCCUACAUGGAUAUGCUACGCUGCAGUACUGAGAGCAGCAGUUCUGAAGAAUCAGACAAUCAAGUUGAGGAUGAGCAGACUAUCAAUAGAAUUUUGUCUAAUCCUUCUGGUGUGCGUAACUCUAUUUCUAAAGGCCCAGCAGUUGAACGUAUUAAACACUCUAAAAUGAAAAGUUAUAAUUAUGGUGUACAUAAAGUCAGCGCACCGACCAAAAGUAAAACACCCAAACUUGGAGCUAAUAGAUUUGUUGGGGAAGAGAAAAUUAAAGUUUGUGUGAGGAAAAGGCCUCUGACAAAAAAAGAACAAAAAGGCAAGGAAGAAGAUAUUGUUACUGUAGAAAGCACAAAUAUGCUUGUUAUCAAUGAACCAAAGCUUGCAGUAGAUUUGACAGCCUUUACAUUACAGCAUGAAUUCUUAUUUGAUGAAGUAUUUGAUGAAAAUUGCUCUAAUGAAGAUGUGUAUAUCAGAGCUGCUAGACCUUUAAUUAGCUGUGUUUUUAAUGGAGGGACUGCAACAUGUUUUGCUUAUGGGCAAACAGGUGCUGGGAAAACACACACUAUGCUUGGAAGCACUUCUGUGCCAGGACUUUAUUUAUUAGCAGGCCAAGAUAUAUUUUCUAUCAUUCAAUCUGGCAAGUAUGGAAGAAACCUCCAUGUGUGGGUCAGCUUUUUUGAAAUAUACUGUGGUCAGCUGUUUGAUUUACUUAACCGUAGAAACAGGCUGCAUGCAAGGGAAGAUGGGAGUCAUCAAGUUUGUAUUGCUGGUCUGACAGAGACCGAGGCAACGAGUGUUGAUUCUCUUGUUCAGACUUUAGAGUAUGGCAACUCAGUCAGAAGUAAAGGAGCCACAGGUGUGAACCCAGACUCGUCCAGGUCUCAUGCCAUUUUACAGUUGGAUAUACGAGACAGUCAAGACAACAAGCUGGGAAAAAUUUCAUUCAUUGACUUGGCCGGCAGUGAAAGAGCUUCAGAUGUUACUGAUACAGACAAGCAGACAAGGAUGGAGGGAGCAGAGAUAAACCAAAGUCUACUGGCCUUGAAGGAAUGCAUCAGGUCCAUAGACCAGGAAAGUCGACAUACACCUUUUCGUCAGAGCAAGCUUACGCAUAUAUUAAAGGAUUCAUUUGUGGGCAACUCUCGAACAUGCAUGAUUGCAAACAUCUCACCUUCUCAGUCCGCGUGUGAAAAUACAAUCAACACAUUACGAUAUGCUGACAGGGUGAAAGAACUCCGCAGAGAGAACACCAGGAGUAGCUCUGUGGGACACACCAUGAACCUGCUGAUGAACAUACCACCCCCAGCUCCCACGGCCUUUCAUCCUUCAAACAUCCUCUCUAGCUCCACCCCACAGAGACCCGCGUCUCACUCUCGGAGAGACAGGUUAAAUGUAGUCAGUGAUGUUGUCUUUGAUCCAACUGAGACUCCAAUCAGGGGCCAUAACUUGCCCAAAAAGUCACGCGCUAAGGAAAAACACAGAGAGUCUCCUAUCCAAGGAGCAAAGUCAAGGUCAGAGACUAAUGCUGGCUCAGCAUCUCCUCAUAUACCCCCUGGGACUUCAACAAGGUUUACAAUUCAUGCAACUGCUGCAUCCCAAGGAUCAUCAGCCCCUCCGCCUGAUGCCUCUCCGAGCGAAUCUGACCAAACUGACACAGACUCCUGUAAUGUGACUCACCCAACACAUCAAAAACCUGGCAGACAACUUCCUGUUGCCAGAUCAACUGACACAGAGUUUGACUUUCCAACUUCAGACUUCAACAUUGUUGAAGAUUUAAAUGACCUUAAUCGCUCGGGUCUGCCACAAAAAGGUUCCCCAACAUCCACUGUACCACGAGGCCACGCCUACCGUGAUUCAGGUGACAAUGCAGCAGCUGCAGCAGAAGAUGAAAAACCGGCUGCACCAGCGUCCAACAAAAGGCCGCCGCAAGUGAAGCCAGUUCUGUACAAGUCAACAGAUCCUGAAGUCGAGGCCUCUCACCAUGCCACAUCAGCUUCAUCUCCAUCCACUGCAACCACAAAAACUCCACAGCCAGACAUUUUAUCUCCUAAAAUUUCCCAGCAUCCACCAUUAUACAAGCGGUCAUUUUUAGAGGAACUUGUAAGCAGUGGUGAGAGUGUUGAUGAUGAUGAUCUGAUGGCAGAGGAACCAGCAGCUCCACAGCCUGAUGACAGACAACCAUCGAACACAUUCCCAGGUAAAACUCCAGCAUCUAAACCCAGUACUUUGAUCAAUGUCAUGACCCCUGUUCCUGCACUAAGCAGUGACCUGACCCAAUUUACUCAACGGACCGUGAAAUCACUGGAACCUCCGCCUGUAGGAACAAAUGAUUUAUCUGGCAAAUCCCCAUCCAGUCUCCCAGCACAGCAACCAAAUUUUGCAAUUCCAGAAAAUUCAACACAGAUACCUGGGUUUAAACCAAGCAAGUUGUCCUCAGAAAGAGUCCGUUCUCCUUUUACAAAGCACUCAGAGAGUCCGUCCCCACAGCCAGGAAACACACAAGUCACUCAGAAGCCCAGGGACAAGUCUCCAGUCAUUGACCACAGUUCAGUCAAACCAGUUGUGUUUCAUCUUGAAGGAAGUUCUUCAAAAACUCAAGGAGCCAGCAGUGAAGAUCUGAAGUCAGACAAGAAGGUGCGUCAUCACUCGGAUAGCUCGGAUUGCCUCUCCUUGUCCAAGAUCUCUCAGUCCCCUACUGGGGAUGCUAGUGAUGAUUCCACAGACAGCAUCCGCGCAUCCUUCUCAGACCAGGGUCAGGGUGGCUCCAGACAUUCUGGCCCUGGCAGCAUGAGGAAGGAGAGGAGUGACCCCAUGCUGGCACUGGACAUGCAGAGAAAGAAGCAAACUUUGCCAGACCCACAGUUCUUCUCUAAGAUGCUGACUAGAAGCAACACACCAAAAGGCGGUCGCGCUCACAGAGAUACUGGACCGAAAGUUGUGCGCAAUGAUUUGUCCUCACCAUCAGCAGGAUUGUCUGAGCCAAAUUUGGCAGCAGAUGGUUCAAGUGAUCCAAAGUCGCAAAACUUGAGUGGAGAAAAUGUGAACCCUAGUCAGCAUCACAGUCCUAGCAGUCAGCUAGGUUUUAAACUGUCAGACAAGCCAAGGUCUAAAGGGAAGCAACUCCCACAAGUGCCAACCACUAGAGUUGAAGAGAAGAACCAUGUUUCACAGGGGCUAAAUACUGGACACAUUUCUCAGCAUACUCCUGUCAAACAUAAUCCUGCCAUUGUGACAGAAAAGCUGACGUCAGGUGCAGUUUUCUCCCCUAUCCACCCCCAGCCUGUGACAAGUGUAGGUGGCAAAUCUCAAGCAGAGGCCUCGACAGUUAGCUCAGUUGUGCUCCAGCCCACCCCUGUCUCAGCUAUGGAAGGCCAUCCCACUGAACUACAAGUUAGCUCAGUUGUGCUCCAUCCCACUGAACUACAAGAAGCCAGGACACAGCUUGUUAUCUCCCAUGAAGACCAGCUAGCUGUAGUUACCUCCCUCUGCAAAACUGAGAUGAAAUUGUUGCUCAAUACCAAGAAUGCUUCAGGAAAAAUUGGAUUUGAUAACUACCUGAGACGUGUAAGUGACAUCCUGCAGCAGAAGAUGAACGCUAUAGAAAAGUUGCAGCAUCAGAUUUCUGAGUACUACAACAGUCAAGGGGUUUCUGUCUCUAAGCCUAGCGCCACAUCCCACGGCAGUGUGACGUAAACAAUGACACCAUGACAGAGGAUCAGAACACUUAAACAAGAUGGCUGAAAGUGAAGAGUGAUUUAAUGGGAGGGGGAGGAUUUUUUUACUGUGAUGUUUUUUAAAGAAAAUAUAGGUGCUUGUAAAUAUGGCUAAAAACAGACUCAAGACUUCCUUUUAUGAACUGCAUUUUUCUUGUUCGUAUGCUUUUAAACUGUUUCAAUUUGCACAGGCUGACUUUUUUUUUAAAUUUAUUAUUUUAUGCUGAUUAAUUUAAAAAAAUAGCACAUUUUGAACUUGCCCAAAAUUAGUAUAUUGUAUAGGCUAUGAUCCAGGCCACCUAGGUCUAAUGGCCAGCUGAUAGUGUACUAGGCUACGGCCCAGGCCAACUAGGUCUAAUGGCCAGCUGAUAGUGUACUAGGCUAUGGCCCAGGCCAACUAGCUAGCGCCCCAUAAUUACCACACAAUUCCUUUAUUUGUGUGUAAUCAUGCAAACAGGUGAAUUCCAUCAACUUGAUGCAUCACCUGGUCUUUGAAAAGAAUCAAGCUAAUUUUGUAAUGAGAUUAGAAUUCACCAGAAGAAUUUCCCAGCUGAGUUUCUUCUUCUUUGUUCUUAAUUUUUAAUGUUGGAAGGGAUUCCUUUAUGUGUCAACUUGUUAUGUGCCAUAUUGGCCACUGACUCCGAUUUCAGCCUGCUUUUUUUUGGAUUUGCUUCCAUAGCUUUUGUCCAACCAAGAACAAACUACAAGGGGCAGUUGUUUGAUUUUAGAGUUAUCUCUCCUAGAAGAGUUGCUGUCCCCAGCUAUCGGGCCUCAUCUGCCCGGGCAGCUGUUGGUUUAUUUACCUAUUUCUUUUAAAAACAAAGCUUGCUAAUAAGAAUUUCCUCAUGUAGGCAAACUUCAUGUGGGCAAGCCUCAGAUAGGCAAGCCUAAUGUGGACAAGCCUCAGUAUUCUACAAGUCUUUCUUUUACACACUUCAAUGCCAAUUUUUGGCUUCCUUAAAUAAAUCUUUAUCAGUGUUGUAAAUGUAAUACGACCAUAUUAUUUAUCUUAAAAUGUAUAGCUGCAACUUUGUUUCACUGGUUUAGUAUCACACAUUUUUAAGUCACUGAACAUUUUUUGGCAUCCAAGGAAGCUAAAAAACUUUAAGUCUAGCAAAACUUACUAAUGAUCACAUUUGCAGUGAAUAAUACAAAUCACUACAUACAAUUUGUGAGAACAUUUUUUGUAAAAUUAAUUUAACAACCACUUUGUCAUUAUCACGGUUACUGAUGCAUUGUGUGAUAGUUUAAAAUGUGAUAUUAGUAUUGUCAUUCAUGCUUCACUUUGUCAUAUGGACAUUGUAAAUGUAAAAAAAAAAGAUAAAAUUAAAUAUUUUAUUACAAAUACCUUUCUAGAAAUGAUUUAAGCAUGCAUAAAAAGGUGUUUUAUUAAA